This is a messenger RNA of Culex pipiens pallens (northern house mosquito), 807 nucleotides long. It is a transcript of the gene Ccs, whose product is annotated as copper chaperone for superoxide dismutase. Bases 72 to 806 code for a protein of 244 amino acids. Gene Ontology annotation, biological process: removal of superoxide radicals. Gene Ontology annotation, molecular function: copper ion binding. Lineage: Eukaryota; Metazoa; Arthropoda; Insecta; Diptera; Culicidae. The record is from RefSeq and is a predicted model, not a curated record. The transcript is spliced from 3 exons.
UUCUGAUAACAGAAUAAAUUUUAAGCUUCGCAUUUAUCGCAUUCGCAAAUUCGUACUUAUUUACGUGUUUAAUGUUAAUCGAUUUCUUCAAGCAGCUAAUUUUUAAGCAGCAAAAAAUGACCGAUCGAAAUAGUAUCAAGAUUGAAUUUGCGGUUCAGAUUUCCGGCGAACGAUGUGCGGAGGAAGUGCAGAGCGCCCUCACCGGAAUCGGACAGGUUCAGAUCGAUGUGGCCAAGGGUAGUGUGCUGGUCGACACGGCAACUCCGUGGAUUGAGAUUCAGCGCAAGAUAGAGGCCACUGGAAGGAAGGCGGUGCUGUCUGGGUUUGGAGGUCAAUCGGCCGUUUCGAUGGUGGACCACGGCAACGAAUCGAGCAACGUGCGAGGUGUGGUCCGGUUUUGUGCGAUCUCCGCAGACAAACCCGGCACCGUCGUAGAUGGCGUUAUCGACAACCUGGCGAAGAGCCGUCCCUACAAGCUGAACGUGCACGAGUGUGGUGACAUUUCCGCAGGAUGUGAUUCCGUGGGUGAUGUGUACGAUUCUGCGGACAUAAGCUCGGACGAGAAUGGACGGGCGACGGUACGAUUCGUGAACGAUAAACUUGCCGUGUGGGACCUCAUUGGACGAUCCGUGGUGGUGGCGGAGGCGGACAGUGAGAAGAGGUUGGCUUGUGGGAUUAUUGCACGAGCGGCUGGGAUCUUUGAGAACUACAAGAAAAUCUGUGCAUGCGACGGGGUGACGAUCUGGGAUGAACGAGACAAUCCGCUGGCUGGAGGGAAUCGUGGGGAGCAAAAAUCCGCACUGUAGA